UGAACCCAGCCCAUCCUUCACCCUUGACCUUUGAAAAUCUUGACUCCUCUCGUAUGGUCUCCACCAUUCCUUUGCAUAAAUCCCUCUGACUUUCCAUUUAUUCAACCUAUAUAUACUGCAACCUCUUCAAUUUUCUUUCGUCAAUAGCUUAUUCUAGGAAGAUUGCUGAUCCGGCCUGAACUUGCAUGCUGGACUGCUUCCUAAUUUGCCAGCAUGAGUUGUUCCGAAGAGAGUGGUGCUAGAACUGGUGCGAGCACAUCUCAGCAGAAGAUCAAAUACAAGGGAGUGCGCCAAAGGAAAUGGGGCAAGUGGGUCUCCGAAAUCAGAGUCCCCGGCUCCCAAGAACGCCUCUGGCUCGGCUCCUUCGCCACACCCGAGGCUGCUGCGGUGGCUCGCGAUGUUGCUUAUUAUUGCCUGCGCGGAUCAUCGACGUUGGACAACCUCAACUUCCCACUUACGUUGCCUUCUGGUGUCCGGCCCGGCAUGUCGCCGAGAUCGGUCCAGAAAGCGGCCUCCGACGCUGGUCUGGCUAUCGAUGCACAGUUUAUCACAAACAAGUUGCCCGAAAAUGAAGUACUGAAGGAUGAUAAAAGUGGUCAUGUAGGCGCUCAUGGCUUGCAGACGGAGUGUUGGGAGUUCGCGGGAGACAAUUGUGGAACAUGGGAAGGCAGCGAGUUGAAAGAAGGAGAUGAUCAGGCUUUCAGCAUAUGCGUCGAAGAUUAUAUUUAAGCAGUAGUACCGGUUUUUUAUACGUGCAUGGCUUUUAAAUUCCGUGUAUAUAAAUAUGAUCCGUUAACCAGCUCGAAUGCUAAUAUGCCCUCACAACCUGAAAGGAUAUUAAAAGUUGACAAAAAUGGGCCUGUAUGCCCUUAGAAGGUAAUAGAUGCCCUAACCAGCUUUUCUCUUGUUGGUCUGUGGUUCUUUGUUGUUGGUUUCUGGCUUUAGAUUAAAAGGUCCUUUUUACACUUGGGUUUGGGUUUUGGGUGUUUCAUGUAGCACUCAAGUGUCUGAUUUGUUCCACGGUUUUCUUCUGUGUGAGGGUUUUUUUUUAAUAAAUUUGGAGACGGGUAUGUGACCCAACCUCUUUUUAAAAAAAAGAAAAGAAUGCUAAUAUGCCCUCAUAUCAAGCACGUCUUUUUGUAUAUGUAAGUUGAUGAUCGAUACAUAAAUUUUUAUAGACUCAAAACCAACGGCCAGUUUUAUGGACUU
Messenger RNA from Carya illinoinensis, 1209 nucleotides. Its product is annotated as ethylene-responsive transcription factor ERF020-like. Gene Ontology annotation, biological process: regulation of DNA-templated transcription. The coding region runs from base 214 to 729 and encodes 171 amino acids. Lineage: Eukaryota; Viridiplantae; Streptophyta; Magnoliopsida; Fagales; Juglandaceae. Gene Ontology annotation, molecular function: DNA-binding transcription factor activity; DNA binding. The transcript has a single exon. The record is from RefSeq and is a predicted model, not a curated record.